GGCCUUGAGGGCCCGGCCUGGCCUGGCCCGGGGAGCCGAGGGAGGGCAUGGCGGAGGCGUCCCGCUUGUAGGCUUUGCUCCAGGACGUAGCUGCGGCCGAGCGCGGCCUCCCCGCCUGAUUGGCCGGCGCCCCCCGCCGGGCCAAACCCGAGUCCCCACCCUCAGGCCUCGGAAUCCGGCCCUCGACACCUGCCCCCCCCCCAAAGCCCCUUCUCACCUUCGUGCCCACACCCCUGCCCCCUCAGUCCAAUUGCCACGAAACGCCCCUCCUGCCAGAGCGCUUGCCUACGCAUUGCCUGCCCCCAGGUACCCUUCCACCCAAUACCUCCCUCCCAGAGCCCUCGCCCGCCGAGGGCUCCCUACCAGUGCUCCCCACCAGAGCCCUUGCCUACCCCCAAGCCCCCCACCCAAUGCCCCUAUCCCAGACUCCUUGCAUACCCAGGGCCCCCCUACUCAGUGCUCCCCUCCCAGGGUCUGCCCCAGGCUCUAGGAACCCUAGCCCACCCACUGUCUGUUCUCAGGGACCCCCUCCCAAGGUCUCCCACCCCACUGGGUGUCUGCCCCAGGCUCCCCACCCAGAGCCCUUUGCCCACCCAGUACCUGUCCUUAGGGCCCCCCACUCAGUGCCCACCCCAGAUCUUUCUCCCAGAGUCCUAGGCUCUAUGACUGCUCAUCCCCAGGACCUGUGUCUGUUUUAGACUCCUAUUUACCAGUGCCCAUUCGAAAGGCCCUUCCAGAGGAGUGCCCUCCUGCCCUGGGACCUGCACUCAGCGCCCUCACCCUAGCUUUUCCUCCAGUGCUCCUACCUGCCCCUGAAUCUACCUCCAGUGUCUGACCACAGAGAUCCUGCCCACCUCCUAGCCUGGUCCUAAUGCCCCUCCCUUCCCCAGUGUCCAUCCCCUGAUCCCCUCCCAGAGCCCUCUCCCUCUAUAGUGCCCCUGUCCGUGCUGGAAUAUGGUUUGCCCUGUGCCCACCCUUCCUCAGGGCUCAACUUCAGUGCCCCUGCCUGCCCAAGACUCCUCCUCCACCGGGCCCAGUUCCAGAACCUCUCCCUGCCCUUGGGGACCUACUCAGGGUCCACUUUCCAGUACCCCUGGCUGCCCCAUCAGUUCUGGUUGCCCCAGGAGCCAACCCCAGUGUCUUUGAUAGUUCUCAGUGACAACCCUGAGCUGCUGCCCGUCCCAGUGCCCAUUCCCAAUGCAUUCACCCUAGAGCCCUUGUUUUCCUGAAUGCCCUCCUCAGUGCUCUUGCCUCCUCCAGCUUCAGAUCCCAUUCACUAGUGGCCACUCCGAGAACUCUUGCUUGCCCAGAACCCAAUCCUAGUGUGACUCCAGAGCCUAAUCUCAGUGCCCACCCUGUGAUCCUGCUAAACGGAGAUAAGCCUAGUCUCAGUGACCACCAGUAAAGUUUCUGCCUGUCCCAGAAGCCAUUCCAGGGCCUCUCCUAAGAACCUUUGCCUCCUCCAGUGUCUUAAGGCCUCUUGACUGCUCUAGGGUCCAUCUCCAGUUGCCAGAGCUCGGCCCCACUGCCCACCUUCAGUGCCUGUGUCUGCCCCAGACUCCUGGCCUUCCCCAGACCGGAUCCACUGAUCCUGCUGGUAUCAGGACCUGCCCCCAUGAAGCCCGUGGCCUGUUUCAGAGUAGAGGCCUUGCCCGAAUGCCCACUGCCAGUGCCCCUACUUUCCCCAAAGUCCUAGUGGCCCUGCCUGCCCAAGGCCACCUCUCGGUGCUCACCCUUUGAGUUCGCCUGUCCCAGAGCUUGCCCCAGAGCUGGGCCUUAGUACCCACCCCAAACAUCCCUGCUGCAGACCUGUCUCAUCCCAGAACCUGGUCCCAGCACCCACUCCGAAUACUCGCCUCUGACUUUAUGCCCUUCCCAGUGCCAACCUAGAAUGCCUGGUAGCUCGACACCCCACUUCCAACUCCCUCGGCACUCACCCCAGUCCCCACCUUACCAGUACAAAUUCCUCUGCUUUUUCUAUCCCCAGUACCCCCCAGUGCCCCCGAGAACCUGUGUGCCCUAGAUCCUCUCUGCCUGCUCCAGGGCUUGCCUCUGGUGACUCUUCCUGCCCCAGAGACAGCCCAGCCUCAGGGCCUACCCCCAAGCCAGUCUCCACAGCACCUGCCCAUCUGAAAGCCUGGUCCUACUCAGUGCCCGUGACUGCCCCACAGCAUCUGCCUUCCCAAUGCCCACUCCAGAGCCCCUGAUCUCCCCAGCGACCACCCCUAGAGUUGCCAGUGCCUCUUCCUGCCCUAGAUUUCAGCCCCAGUGGUCUUGUCUCCCAGAGCUCAAGCCCAGGACCCUCCUGCCUUGAGUCUAUGUCCACUCCAGGAACCACCCCCAGAACACUUGCCGGCCCUAGAAACCAUUUUCAGAGACUUCUUUCCCAGGGGCCUUCCCUAUCCAAGGAUUUUCCUCCAGCGCCCACCCGCAGAGCCUUCUCCACCCCAGAGGCUGGUUGCAUAACCCACUCUGCCCCAGGAUCCAGCCCCCAGUACUCAUCUCUGAUGCUCUUGCUCUCCCCAAGGCCCCUUUCUGUUCUAGAAGCCCUGCCUACCUCAGGGACCAUCCUCAGAGCCUUUCCCCACCCCAGAGCCUGUUUCCAGUGUCCAUCCUAUGCUCUAAUGCUGAGUUCAGAUCCUCUGCCUUAGGUGCCUAUCCCAGAAACUCCCCGCAGUGUGUCAGGGCCUUGCUGCAGUGCCCCUGUCUGCCCCAGAUCCUAGUCCUUCCCCAUGCCAAUCCCUAGAGAGCCCAGCUGCCCUAGAACCUGUCCCCAUUGUCGCUGAUUCUCCCAGUGCUCGCCUGCACCCCCCCACUCCCAGGGCCCCGUCUGCCCCAGGCUGAUCCCCAGCCUGCUCUAGGCUUUGACCCCAGUGCACAUCUCCAGCCGCCCUUGCUGCUCCAUGGUUUAGGACCACAUCCACUGCCCAGUCCUAGCGGUAAUCCCCAGCGUCCUUGUCUUCUCCAAAGGUGCAGCCCUCGGAAUCUGCGUGUUCCAGAGCUCACCCCAGUACCAAUCUUAAUCGCUCCUGAGCCUGGUUUCAUAGCUCACCCCCAGAAACCCCCCACUGCAGAAUUAGUCCAGGAGCCUGCUCCCAGCACCUACCUGCAGAAACCUUGUCGUCCGCAGUGCCCUUGGCAGCUGCAAGGACCACCAUCCUCUGGGCCACUGACUACCCGAAGAGGCUGCUAGAGCUUCUACCAAUCUCAGAGCGGGUCCCAGUGCCCUGCCUCUCCUGGAGCCUGCCCCCACACUCGGUCUAAGAGCCUGCUGACGACUCCUGGAAUCUCCGCCACAGAACCAGAACCUAGCGUUCUGCCUUAGAGCCUGCUGCAGACACCAUCCAUGAAAAUGGCACAAGCACAUCGGAAAAAGUAUCGACUGUCCAAAAGUGGAGAGACUCUCUAUGAAGUGCUGGAAUUGCCUCGGGGAGCAAAACCUGAAGAGAUCAAGAAAGCCUACAGGAAAUUGGCACUGAAGUACCACCCAGACAAGAAUCCAGAAGAUCCUAAAGCGGAAGAGCGGUUCAAAGAGAUCAAUGCAGCUCAUUCGAUACUUGCUGAUCCUGAUCAGCGCCAGAUCUACAAUAUGUACGGUGCCAUGGGCCUAUAUAUGGCUAACCAGUAUGGUACAGAAACUGUCAAAAUCUGUUUCAUUGUGACCAAGUGGUGGUUCAAGUGCCUGGUCCUCUUGUGUACACUUCUUUCUUGUUGUUGCUGCUGUUGCUGCUGCUGCUUUUGCUGUGGGAAGAACGCACCAUCAGAGUAUGAGCGUUUUAAGUCUACCAGUGAUCUGCAGACACAACCUCCAGACACAAAAACGCAGACACAAUCUCCAAGGACAGGUGAAACUGAAGAUGCUUUCUUCAAUCUGAACAUAGAAGAGGAUGAAAAUGAAAAGGCACAAAAUGCAGAAACUGGACCGAAAUAGUAUUUAAGGAGAAGAGAAGAAAAGGGGCUAAGGCAAAUAGUGAAAAAACUAUAUAACUAUUGUAUUUUGAUUACAAGUAAAUAAUAAAAGAGUUUUUUUUCUGUA
Molecule: messenger RNA, 4036 nt
Organism: Antechinus flavipes (yellow-footed antechinus)
Lineage: Eukaryota; Metazoa; Chordata; Mammalia; Dasyuromorphia; Dasyuridae
Gene: DNAJC5G
Product: DnaJ heat shock protein family (Hsp40) member C5 gamma
Exons: 6
Coding region: 3347-3931 (194 amino acids)
Source: RefSeq, a predicted model, not a curated record